This is a messenger RNA of Gastrolobium bilobum, 2325 nucleotides long. RefSeq names its product B3 domain-containing transcription factor VRN1-like. Lineage: Eukaryota; Viridiplantae; Streptophyta; Magnoliopsida; Fabales; Fabaceae. Bases 104 to 1708 code for a protein of 534 amino acids. The transcript has 8 exons. The record is from RefSeq and is a predicted model, not a curated record. Gene Ontology annotation, molecular function: DNA binding.
GAAACAAGAAGAUCUUUUCAAUGUAAGGUUCAAGAUCUUAGUUACAAGUAGAAUAGGCACACAGAGAGAAAGAGAAGGAAGGAGAACUCAAGUACCAACAUCCAUGACUUAUCAUUGCAACGCGCAAAACAAGCAUACUAUCCACACUCCAAUCCUUUUCUUCAAGAUUAUUCUUAGAACAAGUCUUCAAGAUGGAAAGCUUAAACUCCCAAACAAUUUCACUAGGAGAUAUGGUGGUAACAUGCCAAACCCAAUGUUUCUCAAGCCUCCAGAUGGCACUGAAUGGGAAGUAUUUUGGACUAAAAAAGAUGGUGAUAUUUGGCUUCAAAAGGGUUGGAAAGAAUUUGCUACAUAUUACUCCCUAGAUCAUGGUCAUUUGGUGUUGUUUGAAUACAAGAAAACUUCUCAAUUUGAGGUACGCAUAUGUGACAAGAGUACCCUUGAAAUACAAUAUCCUUUCCAUGACUCUCAAGAUGUACAGGACAACCUUGAUCAGAUUAAUGAUGAUUCAGUUAAAAUUUCGGAUGAGCUACCGUCAUGCCAUGAGACUAGACAGAAAUCACCAAUAUCUUGUCCUCGUCGACGUAAUAAAUUGAGAACUGGCACAAGUGGAGAUGUAGAUAGAAGAUCAGCUGACCAAAACCUGUCUCAGCAUGUUCAAAUUGAAGGACAAAGUACAAACUUUGAUAAGUCUAAAUUUGCAUCUGUAAAGAAAGAAUCAGAUGAGGAUAUGGUUUGUACCACUGAACAGGACAACCUUGACCAGAUUCAUGAUGACUCAGUCAAAAGUUUUGAUGAGCGACCACCGUGCCGUAUGGCUAGACAGAAAGCACCAAUGUCUUGUCCUCGACCAUGUAAAAGAUUAAGAACUGGCACUAGUGGGGAUGUUGAAAGAAGAUCCACUUUGCGAAAGUUGCCUCAGCAUGUCCAAAUUAAGGAGGAAAUGGAUGGUACCGCUGAAAGCCUAAUAGUGGAGCAGUUGACUUCUAAAAGAACUGAAGCUUUAAAGAAAGCCAAAACCUUCAGAUCUAAAACUCCCUCUUUCACGAUUGUCAUGAAGCCUUCCUAUCUUGAUAAGCAUCGAUUGCAUAUCCCAUUCCAAUUUGCUGAAAAGUAUUUGAAGAAAAAGGAAGGGAAUAUCCAUCUUCAGGGCUUGGAUGGGGGAACUUGGCAUUGUGAUUAUAGACUGGGCAAAAUUAAUGCUGGAUGGAAGAAAUUUGUAUCAGAUAAUAAUUUGAAAGUGGGGGAUGUUUGUCUUUUUGAGCUGACCAAGAGCCAAGGCCUUUCUUUCAAAGUACAAAUCUUUAGACUUGCAGAAGAACCCCAUUCCCUUCCAGUCCAAGGUUGGAAGACAACUCCAUGCCCCUUGACAAAUGGAGCUCUGAAAGAAGCUAAAAAAUUCACUUCAGAAAAUCCCAUUUUCACGUUCAAUUUUAGCCUGGGAAAUAGACCGAAUGUACCACGUUCCUUCAUCAGAGAGCACUUCAAUGAGAAGUCGCAGAUUGUGAAGUUACAGUUUAGAAAGAAAUUGUGGCCUGUAAAGUUUUACUAUCGUCCACACAAAGUUUCUAUUAGUGGGAAGUUUUCUAGUGGUUGGAGCGUAUUUGCUAGGGAAAGUAAAAUGGUGGAUGGAGAUGUUUGUCUGUUUGAGCUCAUCAACAGAGAAGAGGCAGUGCUUGAUGUUCAUAUUUUCAGAAGCCACUCUUAGGCAAUCCCUAAUUGGAGCUGUUAGUGCUGAAACUCUUAAUAUGUAUAGGAAUUCUACCUGACGAUUAUUAAACCUUGUUUGAUUUUGCUCAACAAAACUCAUGGUUUCAUCAUAGUCAAUUUUUGAGCUAUCUAAUGGCAGCAAGAGCAGCAAUUUCUGUACAACUAGGAUGAUAUCCCUAUUGUCAUCAAAGAUGCCAAAAGCGUAGACGUCCUUUUUAUUGCAAAUAUUGACCAGAAUGAAAUGUGUGUCCUCCAUAGAUCUCCUUUGAUUGUAGCUGACGAUGGGGUGCGGGAGGACCAACAAGGUACUAUGAGGCUCAAAUCAUUUUUCAUAUAAGCUCGUGAAAGUAAAUGAAAGAGAGUAGAGAAUGUGUAUAUGAAAGCUCAAGCAUAUGUAGUUGUAGUAUGCGGAAGACCAACAGGCAGUACCUGAUCCAACAGUGUGGUGGCAAAGUUUUUAUGAAGUGCAAAGUUUUUUCUUUUUUCUUUCUAUAAUUAGAUUUAAUAAGUUAAUAUUUUGUUCCCACUCCAAAUUAAAAUUAACUCAUGAAUUUUUGAUCUUGUACAACAUAUUAAGGAACUCACUUCGUUGAAUUCAUUUCUGUCCAUAUACUA